Molecule: messenger RNA, 2858 nt
Organism: Drosophila sulfurigaster albostrigata
Lineage: Eukaryota; Metazoa; Arthropoda; Insecta; Diptera; Drosophilidae
Product: GATA zinc finger domain-containing protein 14
Exons: 3
Coding region: 168-2765 (865 amino acids)
Source: RefSeq, a predicted model, not a curated record
CGUGCGUGUGUGUGUCUAUCAACUGAGAAAAUAUAAUUAUUUAGAACGGCAACGCAAAAAUUAAGCGCAACCGAAAAAAAUAAAAGCGGCGCUUUUUCUCGUCGCUUUUCGUAACGUAAUAUUAAAAUAGUUAAUUAAAACGCGUGUAGUUUAUAUAGUGCAGUAAUAUGGAUUAUCGGAAUAAUGCUUACGGCAUUGGACAGCGGCGAGUUGUCAAUGAUGCGCCGUCUUUUGCGCCAAUUCGCGGCAGCGGCGGCGGUGGCGGCAUUGAUGACAAUUUUCGUAGUCCGCAGUCAAUGAACUAUGGUUUUAACAGCAACAACAGUAACAACAACAAUGGUAACAAUAGCAGUAACGAUUUUAACUUUGGAAAUAACAAUAGUCAACGCUUUGCGAGCAUGGAUAGCAAAUUUGGUAAUAUGCAGUCCAAUAAUUAUUCUCGCUCCUCGGAUAAUUCUGGCUAUGGAGGUGGUGGAGGACAAAACCAACAACGUUUUGGCAAUCACACAAACUGCUCCAAUUCAUCGUCUGGCAACUUUAACGAUAGCAACAACUAUCGAGGACAAAUGAAUCAACGUUCGUUGGGUGAUCAACAGCAGCAGCAACAACAACAACGUUUCAACAAUAUGAGCGAUAUUAAUCGCAGCUCGUCCAGUGGCGAUUAUUCUUCUAGUGGCUACAGCAGUUUUCGGGGUUCGUUGCAACCACCGCCACAGCAGCCGCCACAAUUGGGCAAUUUGAGCCUGGGGCGUUCAAUUAACGAUCAGGGCUAUAACAACAGCAACAACAACAAUGAUAGCAACAAUGGCAAUCAGCGUUUUUACAACAACGAUCGUAACGAUACAUUCCGUCGCGCCGACAACUUUAGCGAUAACUUUAAUCGUGGCCAGGAAUCGAUUAAUUCGUCACGUUCUGGCGGUGGCGGCAACAAUUACAAAUUCAACAAUGAUCGCAGUGAAAACUUUGGACGCCAAUUAAAUAAUGGUGGCUCCAACAAUUUUGGAUAUCAGAAUCAGAAUAAUCAGAAUCGUGGAGGUGGCGGCGGAGGCGGCGGCUUCGAUGACAAUUUCCGUGGCUCCAAUUUGAAUAAUCACAACUUUGACAACAACAACAAAAACAAUCAACAACAACAGCAGUUCUUCAACAAUAAGCAGAAUGGACCACGCAAUGGAGACUCGGGAUUCUCGAACGCUCAGAAUUUCCGUGGUCAGAACAACAGCGAUAUGCCUAUUGGUGGCCAAGCGUUGGCCGCUAUCAAUGAGACCGUCAAUGCUUUAAUGACCAAUCAGUCCAACUGGCAGGUUGGCAACAAUAAUAACGGCUUUGGACAGGGUAAUUUCAAUGGCGGUGGCGGAAACUAUCGCAACAAUGCUGGCAACAGAAACAACAACAACAAUAACAUGAACAAUGCUGGCAACAAUCGCAACUUUAACAACGGCCCAGCUCAAACUGGCAAUUGGGCUAACAAUCGAUCGCAGCAACAACAACAGCAGCAGCAACCCAGAAACUUCAAGCCAGUCAACAACAAGCCGCAAGGAGCUCCCGUGGCAGCUCGACAAGGAGCCGGUGGAGCCCCUGCUAAAUUCCAGGGCAAUAAAAACCAGAAUCAACCCAAGCCGAAUACUAACACCAACAAGCCGGUCGUGCAGCAGACCAACAAGAAGAACGUCAAUACUAGCAACAAUAACAAGCAACAACAGCCAGCUAAUCAAGCUGUUGCCAAGAAUGUUAACGGUGGCCAAAAGCCGCCACAACCAAAGGCUGCUGUGCCAGCCAAAGCCGCCCAAAAUACUCAAGUUAAGCCCAAACAGGAGGUCAAGAAAGAAGCAGCUGUCGUCAACCCAAAAGUUGCUCCAAAGCGUCCAGCACCACAGCCAGCUGCUCCGCUUACCAAAGCCGACAUCAAGCGUCGCAAGCUGGCGCUGAAGCGCGGCUUUCUGCUGGGCGGCAUCAAGCUGCCGUAUGUGAACAGCAAUCGUGUGGCGCUUCCGCAACCGGAGGAUAAAUCAUAUGCUGUCAUGUUCUUCGAACAGUCACUGAACUAUAGUACAAGCGGCGAGGAGUUGGACGACGACGCGGAAUUCGAUGGCCCCGAAGCCAUACCGGAAGCAACUGAUGCCGAAGGCAAGAAUGCUGGACGCACGCUGGUGAAACGCAUACGCAAGCGUUUGCACUUCGAAUGGACCCAAGUCGAGGAGUCAAAGAAAUACAAAUCGUGGCCUACUUGGUGGACGGAUUACAAGUGGUGUGAGAAGGCCAUACAAGAGGAGUUGGAGACAUUUGGCAGCGUCAAUUUGAGGAACUGUUUUCUACCGGAUCUACCUCGUCUGACCACCGAGCAGGUGGUGGAUGUGAUUGUGAAGCAGGCACACUUUGGCCUUGACAAGAAUUCGGACAACUAUUUCAACAACAUGAAGUCGAUACUUACAUUAAUGAAUGUAACCUUUCUGGAGAACCUCAAGAUGCCCAACAGCGAGAAGGUGCAGGAUAUGAUACGCGCUGUGCCCAAUGACUUCUGGUGUUACAAGAUGCGCAGCAUGGUCUAUUUGUGGGCACAGUACCUUAAAAUCUCCAAGACCUCGUCGCCGUCCACAGAAACGGGCGUCAAGGAGCUGCAGGCGAUUGCCCGCGAUUGGAAGAAUCCAUUGUUCCAUUGGAUGGCCAAGCAGGCCUUCGACGAACUGAAGGCAAUCAGCGAAGUGGAAUGGCCCGAGCACAAGCAGCAGUAUGAGGAAUUGCAAUCGGCAGCCCCGACAUCAUCUUAAAUAAGUUCACAACUGCUAGUAUGCAUUUUUAUAUAGAUUAUAAACAACGUAACAAGAAUGUAGAUUGAUAAUAAAAUUUAAUGCAUACACAAA